AUGCUGUACACAUUAGCAGGAGGAGGCACGCUCUGCGGUGUGGCCGCCCUCGUGCUCCUCAUUGUCUCCACAGCAACGGACUUCUGGAUGCAGUACCGCUACUCUGGCAGCUCAGCCAAUCAGGGGCUAUGGAGGUUCUGCAUCAACCACAAAUGCCAUGCCCACACCAUAACUGUAGCCUUCUGGGAUGCGACGCGAGCCUUCAUGCUGCUGGCGGUGCUGAGUUGCUUUGCUGGCGUGGUGCUCGGCCUGAGCGCCUUCACCAACGGCACCAAGAACAGGAGGGUCCGUACCGGCGGCAUCGCUCUCGUCCUCUCAGGUUUCCUGGCUUUGCUGGCUCUGGCCAUUUACACCGGAGUGACGGUCACGUUCUUUGGCAAACGCUUUGUUGACUGGCGCUUUUCCUGGUCCUACAUCAUAGGCUGGGUGGCCAUCAUUUUGGCUUUCGCUGCAGGCGUGUUUCAGCUCUGUGCCUACCAGAGGACCAUGGCAGAACCUGCAUCUCCAAACAUCCCCGACACCUAAACCCAGAGAAACACACUAAUUUACCUGCUACCACAGAGUUCACCACAGC
Myripristis murdjan (pinecone soldierfish) is the source of this 574-nucleotide messenger RNA. It is a transcript of the gene lim2.2, whose product is annotated as lens intrinsic membrane protein 2.2. Lineage: Eukaryota; Metazoa; Chordata; Actinopteri; Holocentriformes; Holocentridae. The record is from RefSeq and is a predicted model, not a curated record. Gene Ontology annotation, cellular component: plasma membrane. The coding region runs from base 1 to 525 and encodes 174 amino acids. The transcript is spliced from 4 exons. Gene Ontology annotation, molecular function: structural constituent of eye lens.